GGGGUUUGAUUUCCAGCUCGGGUCCAGCAAUUUAGGGUUUUACAUUUUCUGGUGGUAUGUAUCGGACGUGGCUAAUUACCACUCUACGAGGCAGGGGCGUAGCUACGUAAAAAGUAUUUAGCGUAGUAAGUAGUAAUACAUGAUGGGCAAGUGGCCUAUUUCAGGGUAUUCUGGUGUGUUCUAAAAUAUUUCCGGAUUUUUAACUUCCUUAACCUCUGUACCAACGUGUGCCUCAUUCAUUCCUUUCUAUUCGGGUCAAUUCAUUCAACGCCUUCCUUAUCCACGCCUCCCCUGCCUUUAUUUCGUUCUCUCACCUUCGAAACUGUCUGCCCCAAUUUCUUUCUCUGUUUUGGACCAAUCUUAAAAAAAUAUUCCAUUUCUCGAUUCCUCCUUUCCAGAAUAAUAUGACUUGCCCAUUUCCAUUUCAAUUUCCUUAUCCUGAUUGUACCUAAUGUCCUCUAUUUUCGUACGUUAUUUACCUACUUAAUAAUUAAUUAUCAUCAUUUAUUUUGAAUUAGGCAUGGGUAAUUCAUAAGAAGUCAAGUGACGGUGACAAAUGUUAUCUCUUUUAAUAAUGAUAGGGUAAUCCACGUAGUGUUUAUAUCCAUUUGGUGGCAAUCAGUUGGGAGUAGGAACCUUGAUAUAUACUAUUUGUGGAUCUCAGUUCGUAUAAUUCGAAUGUUUUUUACGUUCCUGGUGUUUCAUUUUGUUAUUGUAGCUGCCCGCGCCUCAGUUGUGUUUGAGGAUUGCGGGUCGGCUUACGAUUUACAAACUGUCAACAUACAAGGAUGUGGAAUGCGGAUGCCGUGUUUCGUGACGCUCGGUGACAGGAUCCCUGUCAAUGUGAGAUUUCACGCCGAUUUCGUGUCACGUCAACUCGAUCAAGAUGUCAUUAUACAAAUAAACUUCGUUCACGCGAGGACCCCAGUGACUCCAGAACCUUGUGAAACUGUGAUGUGUCCCGUAAGAACGGACGCCGAAACAUCUUUCACCAGUGUUAUGUCUGUACCAACUAAUAUGGCGUUGAAUCAACGAGGCUACUUGCAGUGGCGCGUCUACAACGAAGUGGGCCAGCGAGUGCUAUGCUAUCAAGUUAUGGUCCAGACACAGAAUUUUGUACAAAAGUUUUUACGACACCACCUAGCCGUAUUGGAGGCUAAGAUUGAAGCCUUACCUUUUUUACGGCCAUCUUUUAAAACAAACUUUUUUAAUUCAACUCUGUUACUUUCAAAACUUAUUACAAAAAAAUAAAUAAGGAAUCUUCUAAGAAUUUUUAUUAUUUUAUU
Bicyclus anynana (squinting bush brown) is the source of this 1286-nucleotide messenger RNA. RefSeq lists its product as uncharacterized. Bases 679 to 1251 code for a protein of 190 amino acids. The record is from RefSeq and is a predicted model, not a curated record. Lineage: Eukaryota; Metazoa; Arthropoda; Insecta; Lepidoptera; Nymphalidae. The transcript is spliced from 5 exons.